AUGCAGCACAGCAACGUUCCAAAAAACAACUCGAAAACACCCCCCGGCAGCACGCCCCCAACCAGCGCUUUGGGCCACACCUCUGCGACACCCCCGCCUUACAUUCGUCAUUCCUUCUGCACCGUUCCUUGCCUAUCUUUCCCACCGCCUUCGUCCGCCCCUCUCGUCGCCGCAGCCCCACUUCAUCGACGACCGAACCGCCGCACCUUCUCUUCCACCCCGGAAAAUGUCGACUUUCACUGAGCUUCAACCCGCGCCCUCUACGGAGGUGCCUGCCGCGCCGGCAGAGUCAUCCUCUACAGUCCCCUCCAUUUCGACCUUGUCCCGCGUCGCCGGCAUGGUCCCCUCGCUCGAGACGCUCAAGGAGCGCAUGGGCGAUGUCUGGUCUCGGUCCCGCCCAUGGGGCGAGUUUCUCAACACCUCGCAGAUGGGCAAGCCGGAGUUUGCAGACCUCUUCGAUCGCAUCAAGGAGAAUGCCGAGUACUACGCCUUCAACUACCUCGUCAUCCUGCUGCUCAUGUCCGCCCUCACCGUCCUCACAUCCCCGCUCGCUUUCCUCGGCGGUCUUUUCAUCGUCAUGGCCUACUUCUAUCUUUACUUUCUGAACCCCGAACCGCUCGUCGUCGCCGGAAUUUCCGUCGAUAACAACGUCAAGGCAGCCGCUAUCAUGCUCUUCUCUCUCGUCGUCCUUUGGCUCACGGGCGCGGGCGCCACUUUCACUGUUCUAGUUCUCGUUGUAGGGAUCGUCGCGCUUACCCACGCGGCCGUCCGCAGGCCACCGGGCGAGGCCGAUUUCGAGACUGCCUACACCCCUGCCACCGUCUAAUUUGUCCUAAACUUCUGUUUUGCGGGCAUCUUGCUUGUUGCAGCCGUGCCCAGUUGAUUGUUCGAGUUUUAAUAUGUAAAGCUACCAUCUUUCGCUUGUUGAUCCU
Chondrus crispus (carragheen) is the source of this 932-nucleotide messenger RNA. RefSeq lists its product as hypothetical. The record is from RefSeq and is a predicted model, not a curated record. The transcript is spliced from 2 exons. Bases 1 to 243 code for a protein of 80 amino acids. NCBI's taxonomy places the organism in Eukaryota, Rhodophyta, Florideophyceae, Gigartinales, Gigartinaceae.